Molecule: messenger RNA, 252 nt
Organism: Rhinolophus ferrumequinum (greater horseshoe bat)
Lineage: Eukaryota; Metazoa; Chordata; Mammalia; Chiroptera; Rhinolophidae
Product: beta-defensin 105-like
Exons: 3
Coding region: 1-252 (83 amino acids)
Biological process (GO): innate immune response
Cellular component (GO): extracellular region
Source: RefSeq, a predicted model, not a curated record
AUGGUUGCAAGCAGGAAGAUGUUGUAUUUUGUCUUCUUCUUUUUCUUCAUUUUGGCUCAAUUGCCAUCAGGGUGCCAGGCAGGACUCCAGAAUUCCCAGCCAUGCCAAGAAGGUGAAUUUGCAGCUUGCCAGCCAUGCAGACUGGGUCGGGGCAAAUGCAAGAGGAUAUGCGCAGAAAAUGAGAAGGUGUUUGGAAUGUGCGAGCUGAAUUUUUUCUGUUGCCGACGACGGCUAAGACGAUGGAUAAUCUAA